Molecule: messenger RNA, 2173 nt
Organism: Tachysurus vachellii
Lineage: Eukaryota; Metazoa; Chordata; Actinopteri; Siluriformes; Bagridae
Exons: 4
Coding region: 105-2135 (676 amino acids)
Source: RefSeq, a predicted model, not a curated record
AGAUAGCAGUUAAUUACUGUUCUUCGCUUUCUCCUGCUGGUCUCUGUCAUGACCGUCAGGAGGCAAUCGGAGCAGGUGGAAGGGAACCUAUUAACAGCCUUUCAAUGGAGGACUUCAUCCAGAAGACAUUGGUGAUUUCGCCCGAGGGUUCUGAGGAGUGGGUGUUAAUUGAAAAACAGAACACUUACCAACUUGACUAUGAAAUGGAAGAGACAGAUAAGAGCAAAGCCAAUAUUUCUCCUCUGCCUUUGGUUGCUGAAGUACCUUUAGAACGAAGAAUGAUUCACAUUGAAGUAACUGGUGAAGAUGGUAAAGAAAUGCAGGUUCAGAUGGACACCUUUCCAUCUCCUAAGACACCAGAAAACGAUGAAUCAAAGUAUGGGAUUGGCCUGAGGGAAGACCAAGUACAAGAGGUGUUGACUGAACCAAAGACCACAGAAACCAAUGUGGACAAAUUACAAGAAUCAAAAGAGGAAUAUACUUCAGACAAACCGCAUAAAGAAACGAGACCACAGAGUCUGAAUUUGGGAAGACCAGAAUUUGUUUAUGAAUCUAAAAACAAGACCUCAAACAUACAGCAAGAGGAAUCUGAUGAAGACAAUAAUACAUCUGGAAAAGAUGUGACACCAACCAGGAAACCAGGAAUUGAAAUCUGGUCCGAAAACCUGCCUGAGAAGAUAGAGGAACAAAUGAAAGAAAGGCCAAUAAAUGAAGAGAAGGAAAAGGAGCUUAACAAAGCCAUUGAAGAAAAUCCAGCAAAACCUGUUCUGGACAAGACAGGGUUCGAUGAUGCCAGACAACAAGCAAGGGAUCAACUAAAGGAAGUGUUGGUUGAGGUAAAGAGCAUUAAUGUUGAUGAUCAGCAAGAUGGUUCUGACUCAAUCAACGGUCCCAUAAAAGAUGAGGUUAAAAGAAGAUCAGAGAUCAAGUUUGAGGUUACCAAAAUCAUUAUGAUUGACAACAGUGAAAAUGAAGAAGAGCCAGAGAAUGAAAACAACCAGAGAAUGGAUGAAUUUGUGGCUGAAAAAAAGAUUAGCAAUAUUGAACAGGAGAGUCUAGAAGAGGUGCUUGCAGAAAAGGUGCAGCGAAGGACAAAGGUUGCAGGGCAUGUUCAUACCGAAAUAACAAGGAUCGUCCCAUUGAAACCAGAGAGGGCAAGGAGUCAAGAGUACAGAGAUGAUAUAGAUAUUGGUGAAGAAUCGAGACAGAUAAAAAGACAUUUUAAAAGACAUAGUAUGUAUGAAUCUCUAGAGAGACAAUUUGACCCAUACGGGUUUGAUUCCAGAGACACAAGCUCUUCGCAUACUCUGUUUACUUCCAACAAAAUCACCAGAUCUCAAGAGGCAUCACCUUUACCCAUGGUGGAAGUAGAACAUGACAUCUCGAGCACCAAUGAGCAGCAAUCAACCAUGUAUAGCGAGUGUCUGCACAAAGGAAAUACUAUUCCGCAUGAAGAGUUGAUUAAAUAUACCCCCAAAGCAGGGUAUGAAGGUCUUCCCCAGUCUGAUGAAGUGGCCAUGGAAGUUCAAAUGUUCUCCUCCAAGAACCAAGCACUGCAGAAAAGUGGUCCUCCAACUCCUCCAGUGAAAACCAAGAAGGCCAGAGAGUCAGGACUGAUCCUAAGAAAUAGCCGUAAUACCAGCAAAGAGCCUGCAUCAGAAGUUUUGAAGAAACAGCAUGGGGAGCCUCUUUCCACUCCUGCCAUUUAUGAAGAGACAAUAGAUGAAGUCAAGCGAAGGCCACUGUCUGCCAGUGAAUACGAGUACGAUCGUAACACAGCAGUGACUCUGAGGGAUGCUCACCUGGGCAUCGAGCGUAAGUGCUCCAGCAUGACGGUCAGUUCCACUUCCAGCCUAGAGGCCGAGGCCGACUUCAGUGCGUUCCUGGAACUUCACGGUGGACUGGAGGAGUCUUCCAGGAGCACGGCUGAGCACGCAGUUUCGGAGGACUUCAGCAUCACCCGCAUCACAGGAUCUCAUGAUGGGCUGCUCACAAAGGAGAGAGUACAUGAAGAACACAUCCACCAUGAAGUGGAACCUGUAAGGAACCAUUUCCGCUGCUCUGGUUCCAGACACCAAGCUGUGGAUCUACAGAACUCACAAAUAUGUCUUCCAUCCUUUUUAUUGGACCUUUGAUUUUAUUGUGUUUGGACAUUUUAUAGAACAUCAUUGUU